Molecule: messenger RNA, 651 nt
Organism: Symbiodinium sp. CCMP2456
Lineage: Eukaryota; Dinophyceae; Suessiales; Symbiodiniaceae
Source: the annotation of a GenBank genome assembly
GUGAACUUGGUCCUCAUCACCUUGACAGGCGGAGUUCUCUACACCGGAGCUGCCGUCGCCACGCCGGCGGCUUUCUUCGAGAGGAAGUGCUCUUUGCUGGACGUGCUGCGUUGCUUGGUGUUAUCCUGGGUGGGUAAUCUACUGGGCUCCUUGCUCUUCGCAGGCUUCAUCCUUUGGUGCGAUUUGCUUGACGACCGAUCCCAAGCCAGCUUCCUGUCCAUUGCCGAGAAAAAGACCAGCGCAAGGUUUGAUGUGACCUUCGCUCGAGGUAUCGGCUGCAACUGGAUGGUCAGCAUGGCCGUGCUCCUCUCUGGGCAGGCUCAAGACAUGUUUGGGAAGGUAGUGGCCAUCUAUCUCCCCAUCUCGACCUUUGUGAUGUUGGGAUUCGAGCACACCCCUGCCAAUUUCUACCUACUAGGAAUGACGGUGGAGGCUGGAGACAUGUCUUUCCUUGAUAUCCUCCUCAAGAACUUGUUGCCAACUACCCUGGGCAACCUGGUUGCUGGUGCUCUGGUGGUCGCUGGGAGCUACUCGUACUUCUUCGGCAACUUGGGGAACGCCACCAUCAGCGAAGAUACAGAGCCUUUCCGCCGCUUGCAGGCUCAGAGGUCCAUGGGCAUCGAGUCCGACAUUGAAGACCCAGAGACUUAG